AUGGGCCAGAUGACAGGAGACCUUGGCUGGCGGCUCAGCCUGUUGCUGCUUUCCUUGCUCCUGGCCCGAGCUGGUGUCUGGGGAUUCCCAAGGCCCCCAGGGAGGCACCCCCUGAGCCUGCAGGAGCUGCAGAGGGAGUUCACCAUCAGCCUACGUCUGGCAAGGAAGCUGCUCUCCGAGGUCCAGAGCCUGGCCCACCACUUUGCCGAAUGUCAUUUGCCUGGAGUGAACCUGGACCUUCUGCCCCUGGGAGAGCAGCUCCCCAACGUUUCCCUGACCUUUGGGGCCUGGCGCCACCUCUCUGAUCCGGAACGACUCUACUUCCUUUCCAUGACACUUCGCCCCUUCCACGCCCUGCUGGGAGGGCUGGGGAGCCAGAAGGGCUGGACCAGCUCAGAAAGGAUGCAGCUGAGGGCCAUAAGUCUAGAUGUCCGGGAUCUGCAACAGCAUCUUCACUUCCAGGUGCUGGCUGCAGGAUUCAACCUCCCUGAGGAGGAGGAGGAGGAGAAGGAGGGGAAGGGGCUGCUCCCUGGGGCCCUGGGCAGCCUCUCACAGAUGUCGGCCCAGGCGUCCUGGCCCCAGCUCCUCCACAUCUACCAGUCACUGCGCUCCUUGGAGCUUGUCUUGUCUCGGGCCAUGCGGGACUUGCUGCUGCUCUCCCAGGCUGGGAAUCGCCAAGCCUUGGGGUUCCCGCUAUCCGGCUCCCAGCCCUGA
This is a messenger RNA of Orycteropus afer afer, 714 nucleotides long. It is a transcript of the gene IL27, whose product is annotated as interleukin 27. Gene Ontology annotation, biological process: regulation of T-helper 1 cell differentiation; regulation of T cell proliferation. The record is from RefSeq and is a predicted model, not a curated record. Lineage: Eukaryota; Metazoa; Chordata; Mammalia; Tubulidentata; Orycteropodidae. Gene Ontology annotation, molecular function: interleukin-27 receptor binding.